AUGGCGCCGGCGGAAAGGGAGAGAGAAAAGGGUACGUUAGGGCGGCGGAAAGGGGCGUACGUGACGUUCCUCGGCGGAGACGGGGACUACGUGAAGGGGGUGGUGGGGCUGGCAAAGGGUCUGCGGAAAGUGGGAUCCGCGUACCCCUUGGUGGUGGCGGCGCUGCCCGACGUGCCGGAGCGCCACCGCCGCCUCCUCCGCUCUCAGGGAUGCCUCCUCCGCGAGAUCGAGCCCCUCCAUCCCCCGGAAAACCGUACCCACUUCGCCAUGCCCCACUAUGUGAUCAACUACUCCAAGCUCCGAAUCUGGCAGGUAAUCUCACCUUCCCCAUGGAGUCACCGAAUCAACAGAUUCUUGGUCAACCAAAGGUUUUUAUGUGUAUGUGUCUUGGUGGCGCAGUUUGUGGAGUACAGGAAGAUCGUGUACCUGGACGCGGACAUCCAGGUGUUCGAGAGCAUUGACCAUCUGUUUGACCUUCCGAACGGGCACUUCUACGCGGUCAAGGACUGCUUCUGCGAGAGGACGUGGAGCCACACGCGGCAGUACGAGAUUGGCUACUGCCAGCAGUGCCCGGAGAGGGCGCCGUGGCCGGAGGCGGCGCUCGGCCCGCCGCCGCCAGCGUACUUCAACGCCGGCAUGUUCGUCCACGAGCCCAGCCUGGAGACCUGCGACCGCCUCCUCGCCGCCGUGCUGGCGGCGCCGCCCACGCCCUUCGCCGAGCAGGACUUCCUCAACGCCUUCUUCCGCGACGCCUUCCGGCCGCUCCCGCCGAAUUACAACCUCGUCUUCGCCAUGCUGUGGCGCCACCCGGAGAUGGUCGCCGCCGGCGAGGCCAAGGUGGUCCACUACUGCGCAGCGGUGAGUAGAAGAACAAGAGGUUCGCCGCCGUGUUCCCCGGCGGUGCCGCCGGUCGGAGGUGAUUUUUGAGUUGUCUUCCUGCGGGUGGUCGCAGGGGUCGAAGCCGUGGAGGUACACGGGGAAGGAGGAGAACAUGGACAGAGAGGACGUCAAAGUGCUGGUGCGGCGGUGGUGGGACGUCUACGCCGACGAGAGCCUCGACUACAACGUCCACUCUGCGGCGGCGGCAGCGGAUGAGCGGCUCCGGCAGCCCUUGCUGGCGGCGCCGUCGGAAGCAGGGGCGGUGCACUGCAUCGCCGCCCCUUCGGCGGCGUAG
Molecule: messenger RNA, 1174 nt
Organism: Spirodela intermedia
Lineage: Eukaryota; Viridiplantae; Streptophyta; Magnoliopsida; Alismatales; Araceae
Source: the annotation of a GenBank genome assembly